Neurospora tetrasperma FGSC 2508 is the source of this 2837-nucleotide messenger RNA. RefSeq lists its product as uncharacterized. Bases 549 to 2018 code for a protein of 489 amino acids. The transcript is spliced from 2 exons. The record is from RefSeq and is a predicted model, not a curated record. Gene Ontology annotation, molecular function: ATP binding; protein serine/threonine kinase activity. Lineage: Eukaryota; Fungi; Ascomycota; Sordariomycetes; Sordariales; Sordariaceae. Gene Ontology annotation, biological process: protein phosphorylation; intracellular signal transduction.
CCAUCGUCACCUUUCUCUACACUCACUUCACUUGGCAUCGUCUUUUCACCUCCUACUCCCCCGUCCUUCUUCCAGGCCCAGUGUCCGUGAAGACUAUCCUUUCCUACAACAACUUCGUCAACGACUCCAUGAUAUCCCGCCCUUGUUAACUCAACAACCUUCAACCAACGACUUACAUACACAUACCUCCUUCGUCCAAUACUUGUUGACCCGUUCACUCGAAGUCAACAUUUGGAUUGUUUGCGACCCAGAGCCUGGACGUUCAGGAUCUACAGCCAACCCACUCAGGACAAAACUCGAGCCAGUGCCAUUCCAUCCAUUCCAGAGGAGCAAAAGGACGUGACCCGGACUUUCAUUUUCUUUGGUCUUCUUGAGGAUAUACCCAACCAGGAGCAGGAUCUAAUCCAGUCUUUCUGUUCUCUUCCUGUCUGCUGUUUCCAUCAUUUCUUCUCCUUCCCGGACUUAAAUUUGCGCCCAUUCACCGUCGGCUUAGCCUAAACCAGGCCCGAAAGGAGUUAGUAUCAGGAGUCAAGGAGCCAGGACAGAUCAUGCAUCAUGUGUCAGAGCUUGGAUAUCUCACUCCGCCGGCAUCACCAGCACCAUUCGACCAGCAGUAUAUUUUCCCCCCACCUCACCAGCUACAGCAACAUCACUAUGUCCCGAUGCCAGCGGAAGACCGACUAGGCAUGUUUAUCACCAACUCGCUCCAACUCUCAGGGAUCUUGGGGUCUGGUGCAUAUGGUGUGGUUUAUUCAGCCGUCGACUUGAAGGAUAAUGUUCGCUAUGCCGUCAAGUGCCUCAGCAAGUUCAACCCCAAUGGGACCCCGCUGGAUGCUCGCCAGAUUACGUUCCAACGCCAGGAGAUACGUUUGCACCACCAGGCCUCGGGACACCCCAAUGUAGUCUCGAUGGUCAAGAUCAUCGAACAACAUGACUGCAUCUACGUUGUCUUGGAGUACUGCCCGGAGGGUGAUCUGUUCUAUAACAUCACCGAACGUGGGCAAUAUGUUGGUAAGGAUGAGCUCGCCAAGAGUGUCUUCCUCCAGAUCCUGGAUGCCGUAGGACACUGCCACAGCCGUGGAAUUUACCACCGGGACUUGAAGCCAGAGAACAUCCUCGUCUCUGACAACGGCGAAACUGUCAAGUUGGCAGAUUUCGGCCUCGCAAUUCAACAGGCAACAUCUAUGGACUACGGGUGUGGCUCAACAUUUUACAUGUCGCCAGAGUGCCUGGAUCAAACAGCAAGGAGGCCUUUCUAUUAUUGCGCUCCGAAUGACGUUUGGAGCCUUGGAGUCAUCCUGGUGAAUCUCACCUGUGGACGUAACCCAUGGAAGCAAGCGUCUUUUGAGGACUCCACCUACCGGGCCUUCGUUAAAAGCAAGGAUUUCCUCAAGACCAUUCUCCCGGUGUCGGACGAACUGAACGACAUCUUGGGAAGGAUUUUUACGCCCAAUCCUGACCAUAGGAUCACCUUACCCGAGCUGCGAACCCGGAUUCUUGCUUGCUCCAGGUUCACCCAGUCGCCCGCAUCACUUGAGCACCAAGUUACAUAUGUGGACGCCGAGGAAUACCCAUCGCCCAUGUCACCCUCUUCGUCGGACUCCAUGUCUGAUGAGGGCUCUACUUGCUCCUCGGAUGAUGGGUCGCUUACCUCGGCCUGCUCGAGUCUUGAGGACCUGGAAGAGGACGAUGAUGGUGACUUGGUCUCGGAUCUUCCCGAGAUCAAGACACCUCCGCCUCAGCAGCCAUUGCAGGGAAGAGAGCCGGUGAUCUUUGAACCUUUGGAGGAUCCCAACGUACUGACGCAGUACAAACACGACUACUUCCAGCAGCCUUACCCAACAACGGUCCCACAGCCUAUCCAGCAGCCGAUGAUGCCCAUUUCGGUCCAGCCGAACUAUGCGCCAUCCAAGUACCCGUCUGGAAACCUUUGGGAAACCAUCAAGUACUAUACGCAUUCACACCACGCUCCCUUCCACCAGGUACCUUUCUUUGCGCAUAUCCAAGGCUGCUAUUAGUCGGUCGCAAGAUUCUGCAAUACGUUUUCUGGGUUAGCCAGAAGGCUACACCUCAUUCAGCUUCUUAUGUCUCCAUGCUACAGCCGAUGGCAAACUCGGACGCCGGAGAUAUUUCAUUUUACUUCUUCCUUCUCGAUUAAACUAAUAUCCCACCACAUAGAUGAUGGUCUUUGUCCGGAUUAUGAUACCCAGGAGCCCGGGAUAAAGAGAAGCGGCAAGUUUUCCCAGUGGGAAUGAUUUCCGUUUUUGCUGUACGUUUUUCAUUGAAAGAGAUUGUGUGGUUGUACACAUACGAAGAUGGGGUGGGAUGGCUCCUGUGCUUUUCGAUACACUGUUUGGAGUUUGGGGUUUGUCAACCGCACUUUUCACAUGCGGGGAAAGGUUGGGAAGGAAAACUGGGUCGAUUUUUUUGGUCGACCAUCAUCAUUUGCAUGUUUUUUUCUUUCUUUUCUUCUAGGGUGGAAAACUUGUCAUUUUACGUUUUCGGCGCAACAAAAACAAAACCCGGGGGAGGAAUGUAAAGAUCUGGAGGUUUCACGACGCAACGUUACGCUCUAUUUGGGGUCUAGAAGACAUGUGUUUUUCAUUCCCUUAUUUGUCAUGUCAGCGGCUUAUGUUUCGAUAAGCGCUGUUGUCGGCCACUCUUGGUUUUUUUUCGGCAGGCAGAAAGUCUGUUUUCCGUCUGGCGCGACAUAGAGAAAUGGAGUUCGGGAAAGAAACGGAGUGGUGUUUAGCGAGCGUUGUUAUGAGUUUGAGGCGCAGGCUCCUUGCAACAUACGCUUCUUUUUGCUGAAUGAUACCACUUCCCGUUGUUCAUCU